This is a messenger RNA of Dromaius novaehollandiae (emu), 4171 nucleotides long. It is a transcript of the gene CDHR2, whose product is annotated as cadherin related family member 2. Lineage: Eukaryota; Metazoa; Chordata; Aves; Casuariiformes; Dromaiidae. Gene Ontology annotation, biological process: cell morphogenesis; cell-cell junction assembly; calcium-dependent cell-cell adhesion. Bases 188 to 4075 code for a protein of 1295 amino acids. The record is from RefSeq and is a predicted model, not a curated record. Gene Ontology annotation, molecular function: cadherin binding; calcium ion binding. The transcript has 32 exons. Gene Ontology annotation, cellular component: plasma membrane; catenin complex; adherens junction.
UCCUCGCGGAGCCGGCCGCAGCACACUCAGCCCCACUCGGCUCAGCGGAGGGGAUCGUCCUGAACUGAACCCCUGCUGCCUGGGGGGCUGCUCCCGGGGAAGGGGCCAGGACACCCAGCGGGAGAGGCCGGCUGCUGACCCCGAGGCGUAGGGUCUCCGGUGCUGUGCCCGCAGGCUCCCCGGCAGGAUGGCAUGGCGCGUGCUGGUGCUGUUUCCCUUCCUCCUGGCGGCAGUUUCAGGCAACACAGUCCCCUACUUCAACAUGAGCAUCGUGUAUGUGCCAGAGGACCUGGAGAUCGGCCAGGAGGCCUUCCAGUUGCAGGCUUUCGAUGUGGACGGAGACCCGCUCACCUACAGCAUCAGCGGGUCAGAAGCCUUCUACUUCUCUGUCGUUGCUGAUACAGGCCAAGUGCUGCUCAAGAACCCGCUGGACCGUGAGUCCCUGGCCAGGCUCACGCUCACCAUCACAGUGUCUGACGGGCAGAACGACGCAAUCUCCAGAAAACUCACGGUCAUCGUGGAGGACCGUAACGACAACGCCCCUGUCUUCCAGAACCUGCCGUAUGCAACCACCGUCAAUGAGAACGUGACAGCUGGCAGCAUCAUCUACAUUGUGUCAGCCAACGACAGUGACACCGGGAACGCCGCCAAAGUCAGCUAUAGCAUCGAGGAGGUGAUCCCGGACAACACGAAGAAUCUUUGGCUCUUCUACAUCCUGCCCAAUGGGAGCGUGGUGCUCAAUGGCUCACUGGACUAUACCCUGAACACCUUCUACCAGAUCAAGAUCCUCGCCAAGGAUGGCGGGGGGCUGCUGCACGGGGUGCUGACCUUCCAGCAGAGCGUGACCUACUUGUCUGUGACCGUCCGUGACCUGCCCAACCUCGACCCACGGUUCCUCAAUGAGCCCUACUCUGGCUCUGUGCCGGAGAACUGCCCUCUGGGCACCACCGUGCUGACUGUCACCGCCAUUGACAGAGACACAGGGGUGAAUGAUGAAAUCUACUACAGCAUCACCACUGCCGACAUCCCCUUUGCUAUCGAUGCCAUGACGGGCACCAUCAAUGUGACUGGCCCCCUGGACCGGGAGCAGCUGCCAAAUGAAGUGCUGCUGCUGGAAGUCACGGCGCGGGAGAAGAACCUGGACAUCUAUGGCAAUGUGGCCAAGAUCAGCACCCAGGUGACAGUCACGGUGGCCGACAUCAAUGACAACAAGCCCCAGUUCUAUCUCUGUUCCCUCUCCAGCUGCGACUUCUCUGCCGAUGCCCAGAGCAACUUCACAGGCAGCGUUGUGGAGCACUCCUCCUCCAACCUGGCUGUGUCCGGCCUCAGCAUCGUCGCACAUGACCCUGACAAGGGCGUCAACAGCAGUUUUGAGCUGUACCUGCAAGGUCCGAAUGCCAGCGCCUUCUUUGUCUCCCCUAAGACGAUUGUGGGCACGGGGGAAGUCCAGAUCCUAGUGCAAGACCCACUGUCUGUGGACUACGAAAUAAGCCAUGUCAUGGUGGUGCAGAUUGUUGCUAAUGACACGGGGAACCCCACAGACUGCUGCUCCACGGCCACUGUGACCAUCAACCUCAUUGACAGCAAUGACCACAGCCCCGAGUUCCCCCAGAGUGUCUACAGCCUGAGUGUGGUGGAAAACAGCGUCGCCGGCACCGUCGUCUCCCCAGGCAUCACGGCCUAUGAUCCGGAUAGUGGUAUCCUGGGCCAGAUCACCUACCAGCUCUUCCCAGAGAGCAUCCGGGAAGUCUUCACGGUGAACAGCACGAGUGGGGCUGUGUUGGUGCACAACGGGAGCUGGCUGGACCGUGAGACUCGCUCCAUCUAUUAUGCCAACCUCCAGGCCAAGGAUGGGGGCAACCUGACGGGCUCCACGCUACUGGAGAUCACUGUGCUGGAUGCCAAUGACAACCACCCCAUCAUCACUGGCUCCUACUUUAUCUCCGUGGACGAGGGGCAGAAUGUCAGCGUGCAGAUCCAGGCCAUGGACAAUGAUGAGCCUGGCACUCCCAACAGCGAGUUGCGCUUCGAGAUCUUGCCAGGGUCAUUCAGUGCCAACUUCACCAUUGAUGCAGUUACGGGAGAGAUGCACAACAAGGGGCCAUUGGACCGUGAGGCCUUGGAUGAUGACCGUGGGCAGAUGGUGGUGACGGUGGAGGUGCACGACCUGGGCACGCCACAGCUCAGCACCUCUGUCAACGUCACCAUCACUGUGGGGGACGUGAAUGACAAUGCACCCGUGUUCCUCAACCAGUCCUAUGAGUUCUCAGUCUUUGAAGGAUCUGCAGGGUCCUUUGUGGGCAACGUGGAGGCCACAGAUGCUGACCAGACAGACAUCAAUUCCCGCAUUUCCUUCCUGCUUCAGAGCGGCAGCGGCUCCAGCAACUUCCUAAUCCGCUCGUCCCGCCUGGGGCCAGGGUACUACAGUGGGCGGCUGUCCCUGGAUCCCGAUGUGUCCCUGGACUAUGACAGCUUGCAGCAGAAGUUCUUCUCCCUGGUGGUGCUGGCAGAGAACACAGCAGCGGAGAGUGUGGGGGACACUGCCAAUGCCUCAGUGAUGGUCUACGUCCUAGACGUCAAUGAUGAGCCUCCCACCAUCCUGUCAACCUCUGUGUACAAUGUGAGCGAGAACGGCACGCAGGAGGGCCUGGUCUGCACUGUGGUCGGCUCUGACCCGGACACCAACCACUCGUUGGUCUUUGAAGAGCUGUCAGUCACCUGCUUGAAGGGGACGAGCAGUGCCGGGGAGGUGUGCUGGGACUGGUUUGUGCUGGCACCCAACGGCUCAGUGCUGGUGAACAGCUCAGACAUUGACUACGAGCUGUGCGAUGUGGUGGUGCUCAUGCUGCGGGCUGAAGACGUGUACACCGAGAAGGGCAACCGCUACAGCCAGAAUGAAACCCUGAGGAUCCUCAUCACUGAUGUGAAUGACAACGCACCGAUUUUCCUGCCCUCCUCCGAGACAUUCGUGGUCGUCCCUGACAUCUCUCCUGUGGACCUACAAGUGGCUGAAGUGAAGGCCACGGAUGCUGACUCGGGGCCCGGAGGAACUAUCACCUUCUCCAUCCUUAGUGUGGUGUUUGUGCAAGACAAUGGCAUCAGCCAGUCCUUCGAGAACCUCUUCAAGAUGGUGACCACAACCGAGCAGGACACCUACAUCGGGAGCAUCCGGGUGGCCAGCAACCUUGACAGGUCACUGAAGGGGCAGUACCAGGUGACGGUGGAGGCCAAGGAUGGUGAGGCACCGGUGCACACAACGCAGACUGUGCUGAAUAUCUUCACGGUGGAUAAUAGCUACCUAGUUCGCCUCCAGUUCGUGGUCCCAGUGGAUGAAGUCCAGAAUAACUUGGACGAGAUCACACUGGCGCUGACCGUGGUGACCAAGGCACGGGUCUAUGUAGUGGCCAUCCAGACCCUGGAGGAUGCCCGUGCCUCCCGGGCUCAAGCCAAGUCCGUGAUGGAGGCGUACUUUGUCUACAGCAACGGCACUGCGUUGGAGGUCAAUCAGCUGAGCGUGCUCAUACAGAGCGACCUGCAGAUCUUGACACAGCUGGUGAACCUUGGCCUGGCUGUCAUCGGCCCCGCCGAGGUGACAACGGCUGACAAGGAGAAGGAGCUGAUUGGCGUUAUUGCAGGGCUGGCAGCAUUCAUGCUCCUCUUCAUCCUCAUCAUGACUCUGGCCUUGGUUCUCACCACCAGGAGCUUCAAGAGGAAGCUGAAUGCAAUGAAGGCUCUGAAGGCGGCCACAACACUUACACCUGCCAUGGUGCAGCAGGGUCCAGGCAUCCCUGGGACCAACCUCUACAAUGCUGAGGGGGCAAACCCUGUGCUCAACCUCUCCUUGGAUCCGUCCCAUGACCUGGGCUUCCAUGAAGACUCCUGCUCUAUGGCCAGCAUGAAUUCACUGGAUGAAAACACAGUAAAUGCACCUGGGGAUGAAACCCCCAAGGCCAAGAACGGCAAAGCGAGGCACCUGGACCUGGCCAGGGACGAGGCACUGGUGGCUGCCCUGCACCUGAAGGAGCCCAGCAAAGUAGCAUUCAUCAACAAUGCCUUCACCACCACAGACUUGUGAGCAGGCACAUGGGUGGCAGCUGGGCCAGAGCGGGACUCGGGCAGCUGCUUUGGCGACAGUGUCCUCAGAUGCCAAUAAUAAACCUGUCCCACCUGA